GUGUCACACCAGAAAAAACUCCCGGAACACCAAAGCCGCUCACACUGCCACACAUCUUGAGACACCUUACUCUUUCUUUUCUCACUCACUCACACAAAAUCUGACAAUCUCUCCGAUCCUCCUCUCGGUUUUCUCCUCGCCGUUGCAGACGAUCCUUAUUCAUUCUCUACUUGCUUAAAGUACCACCUUCGCUUCAGUCACAAUGUUGGGCCUACGGAAAGCAUUCGUUUUCUGCACAGUGGUUUUGGGUGCCCUGAGUGCACAACAUACAGAAGAGGAUGAUAACAGAUUGGUUAAUUGGGAAUCGUUUCAUGCUCUGCUCGAGACUGUCGAUCCAGCCGCUCUACACUCGGUCCUGCACCAACUAUCUCCAAAGUUCCAGGAUGGCGUCUUCAGCAAGGACCGUGCGGCCAUUGAGCAUGUGCACUCCGAAAACCCCGUCAUUGCAAGCAAGCUUGUUCAUCUAGCAAAGAAGAGACAAGCCAGCAAUUCCACCACCACCGCCGUUGCUGCCACCACCACCGCUACCACGCCUGUUGAGAGCAGUGCCGAAGCAGAGUCGAGUUCUCAAGCUGCGAGCAUUUCCUCCGUCCUGUCCUCCGAGAUCCUUGCCUCUACCGUACCGGGAGCGACCACCAUCACAGUUGCACCGUCCACGCCUGUUUCUGCGACGGCAAUCGCCACGACCAAUGGCGCUGUUGUCUACAGCACAUACGGUGGUGGCGUUGUGACACUUACCUCCUCUGCUGUGGGAGUGCGGUUCACUCCCAGCACCUCCACUCAUCUAUACUACACCACCGCCGCCGAUGGGAGCAUAGAAACAGAAACAUCAGUGGUAGUUGUGAAUGCCCCAGUGACUGGCACAGAUACUUCGGCGGAGGGCGCAGCGGCCACCACGAGCAGCAAUCCCUCACUACAAAACGGUGCUUCUUCGAACAAGGUCGGAGGUGUCCUGGUACUUCUGGGUUUGGGAGCUUGCCUCUUUGCUCUGUAAACAGUUCCUGGAGGCAUGGACAUAAUCAUGGUCGUCUUGGUCGAGGCACGAAGCUCAAUCCAAUACUCUCAACAUAUGGCUCCAUUUCUCAAGUUCGUGACUUUCUUGACCUCUCGAUGCUCACGUGCUUGGUUGCAUUUUGUUGUGGUUGACUCUAGCAUUGUGUCAUAAACUCGAGAACUCUGCUGGGUGAGUUGUU
Exophiala viscosa is the source of this 1193-nucleotide messenger RNA. RefSeq lists its product as uncharacterized. The transcript has 3 exons. Bases 203 to 994 code for a protein of 263 amino acids. NCBI's taxonomy places the organism in Eukaryota, Fungi, Ascomycota, Eurotiomycetes, Chaetothyriales, Herpotrichiellaceae. The record is from RefSeq and is a predicted model, not a curated record.